Molecule: messenger RNA, 414 nt
Organism: Salvia hispanica
Lineage: Eukaryota; Viridiplantae; Streptophyta; Magnoliopsida; Lamiales; Lamiaceae
Source: RefSeq, a predicted model, not a curated record
AUGACGUCUUCUGCUACUGUGUCUACCAACGUGCAAAACAUACCUAUGUUGAAUGGGUCUAAUUUCAAGGAUUGGAAGGAAACCCUUCUGAUCACUUUGGGCUGCAUGGAUCUUGACCUCGCGUUAAGGACUGAGAAACCCGCCCCUCUUACGGAUGUAAGUACCGCUGAUCUUAAGCGGGACUUUGAGAGGUGGGAACGCUCGAAUCGCGUGAGUCUUAUGAUCAUCAAGCGCAGCAUCCCAAAGGCCUUUCGGGGCACGGCUUCUGAGGAUAUUGCUAAUGCUAGUGAAUACCUUGCCAAAAUUGAGGAGCGUUUUGCUAAAAACGAAAAGUCCGAGACAAGUACGCUUCUGGCAAACUUGAUCUCAAUGAAGUAUAAGGGCAAGGGCAACAUAAGGGAGUACAUCAUGUAG